This is a messenger RNA of Penicillium vulpinum, 843 nucleotides long. Its product is annotated as DODA-type extradiol aromatic ring-opening family dioxygenase. Gene Ontology annotation, molecular function: oxidoreductase activity, acting on single donors with incorporation of molecular oxygen; ferrous iron binding; zinc ion binding. Lineage: Eukaryota; Fungi; Ascomycota; Eurotiomycetes; Eurotiales; Aspergillaceae. The transcript has 3 exons. Bases 1 to 843 code for a protein of 280 amino acids. The record is from RefSeq and is a predicted model, not a curated record.
AUGGCGCCGACUCCAGUACACUUCUUCUCACAUGGCUCAACCAUGAUGCUCGGCGAGGAGUCCUCGUCAGCUCAGUAUUGGAAAAAAUGCGGCGAUGAGGCCCUCACACACGGAAUCAAGGGCGUCGUUAUCAUGGGCGCUCAUUGGGAUUGCUUCGGAGACCAAAUCCAGGUCUCCACAUGCCCAAACCCUGGGAAAAGCCCGGUUGCCUAUGUCCAUCCCUCUAAAUAUGUUGAUUACAAGCUGAACAAUGAUCUUGGAACGGCCGAGCGAUGCAUUAAGCUGUUGGCAGAUGCCGGGUUCAACGUGAGCGGCAACGACACAUUUGAGUGGAUUCACGACGUGUAUCUUAUUCUCAUCCGCAUGUUUCCUAAAGCAUGCCCACCCACCACAGUUAUCUCAUUAAACGCGCGCUACGAUCCCCAUUAUCAUAUGAAAGUCGGCUCGACCGUUCGUGAGCUGCGCAACGAGGGAUACCUUAUCAUAGGUACCGGCGGAGCAGUCCACAACCUGUAUAGGAAUCGGUGGGCUCCUAUGCUUCGAUUCCGGGACAGCUUCGCGCAGGAAUCUGCCCCAGAGCACUGGGCGCUGGAAUUCAGGCAGGCGGUGGAGGAUGUGAUCAUCACCACCUCAGGGCCACAGCUCAGACGAGCGAUGACGAGACUCAUGAAGCACCCUGAGUACCGGGAUGCACAUGCGACGGAUGAUCAUUUCAUGUCAGCUAUGUUCGUUGCGGGCGCAGCUGGAGAAUUCGAGGAUGAGGGUUCACCAGGGGUCCUGGGAGCCGAGACUUGGGAGUUGACAAAUAUGUGCAAUUCUCAGUUCACUAUUGGAAGUUGGUAG